CGUUUUCAAGGAGGAGGUGGGCGAGGUGGACAUGUCAUGCGAGGAAGAUCAGGCCUUCCUCCUCGAGGACCACUUGGGAUUAACGCCCGACCAUCUGCACGCAUUAUUGCUAAGGCAAGGCCAAAACUGUCGCUAUAUUUUUGUUCAUGGUCAGAUUCCUGAAUAAAGUAGAAAACUGAAUGAGGAGAGCACCCCCAAGGUUGUAUUAUAUGGAGGGGCAGUAAUAACAGUGAAGUUUAUUACCACUAAUGGGGCUUUGUUGGCUAGAGCAUCUCAUUGAUCAUGUGGAGGGGCAGAAUUAACUUUGGUAUUUUGAUGAAUACUUUGUUGGGUAGAGCACCUCCAAGCUUUCAUUUAUGGAGUGGCAGAAGUAACUACGGUGAACACCUCUAAUGGAAACUUUGAAGGAUAUCAUCUGUUCAUCAAACACAUGGAAGGAAAUAAAUGAAAAAAGGAAAUUUCUGGAGUUCUUGCAAUUUUACCUGUGUUGUAUGAGGCACUGAAGAAAAGAGUCUCCACUGGUUCUCUCGAUAUGUUCGAAACAUUAUGGAGUUCCGCAGUUGAUGUGUAUGAUACAUGAAACAAGGAUUUUGGAACUGCAAUAUACCGGCUCUUCAGACAGUUCUGGACUCUACUCCAGUGGCGUGCUUCUAGGCUGUCUCCAGAGCAAGAGCUUGAGCCAUUUAACAUAUCUGGCUUUUGAUAUUGUCUUUUAGCCGAACCAAAGACAUGACCUGGAGACCUGAUCUGUUCAGUGACAGUAUGGCGGCUAGUGGAAUAGAAACUGGUACAAAGUUGUACAUUUCAAACUUGGACUAUCGUGUUUCCAAUGAGGAUAUAAAGGAGCUGUUUUCAGAAGUUGGUCACUUGAAACGAUUUGCUGUUCACUUUGAUGGUUAUGGUCGCCAAAAUGGUACAGCUGAGGUGGUGUUUACAAGGAGGAGUGAUGCAGUUGCUGCAUUGAAACGUUAUAAUAAUGUUCUACUUGAUGGAAAAGCUAUGAAGAUUGAAGUUAUUGGAAGUGACUUAGGUUUGCCUAUGACACCUCGUAUAAAUGUUGUCGGGGCUUCUAAUGGCAGACCUACCAGAACAGUUGUUAUGACGCCUGAAGCGGGUCGACGUGGUGGAGGUUCCAGCAACAGGCCUUUGAGUAAUCCCACCAACAGAUUUAAUCGUGGUGCUUUCCAAACUGGCCGAGGCCGAGGCAGGGGCCGUACUUCGUUCCAGGCCCCGUUCCAGACCCAGUUCCAGGGCCGAGGCAGGGGCCGUGGUCAAUUGCGGGGCCGCGGCCGGGGAAGGAAGCAAGCAGAGAAGACUGCAGAUGAAUUGGACAAAGACCUGGAAUCCUAUCAUGCCGAGUCGAUGAAGACCGACUGAUUGCUGCAAGUUAGUAAUGGUGGUGGCUUUGGCAUGGGUGCUGCGCUUUGCAUGUGCUGCAAGAUUAUCCCAUGAUCGGAUGUACCAGUUUGUGUUAUAGUUUUUAUUGGAGCAGAUCUAUCUUUCCAUGCUGGUAUCCAAAACCAACUCCACCUCUAGUAGUUUAUCUGCAAUUUGCCUUAGAUUUAAAUUUGGUGUAUGGUUGCCAUAGAGAUUAUCGUGUUAACUAGAAGUAGCAAGCAAGCUAGAAGUGAUAUUUUGAGUUUUCAAUGACUGUUUAUCAUGCAAAGAAAUAAACAAAUUUCGAUUAACAAAUUGUUGAAUUUGUGGUCUAUGUUA
Lolium rigidum is the source of this 1716-nucleotide messenger RNA. RefSeq names its product THO complex subunit 4D-like. The record is from RefSeq and is a predicted model, not a curated record. Gene Ontology annotation, biological process: mRNA export from nucleus. The transcript has 6 exons. Gene Ontology annotation, molecular function: mRNA binding. NCBI's taxonomy places the organism in Eukaryota, Viridiplantae, Streptophyta, Magnoliopsida, Poales, Poaceae. The coding region runs from base 730 to 1377 and encodes 215 amino acids. Gene Ontology annotation, cellular component: nucleus.